AUGAUUCUUAUUUUCUUAUUUUUACUAUCAUUUACAAAAUCUGAUUCUAGAGACGAUCAGAAACUUAAAGGCAUCUUAGAUGAAAUCCGCCAACUCCGAAUUGAAGUCGAAGAACUCAGAAACAUUAUUCAUAGGAAUUAUAAAUCCAACUCUAUGUUGCAAGCGCAAAAUAUAGAUUUUGGACUUGGACCACCAGCGCAACACUUUAUUCCAAAGUAA
This is a messenger RNA of Trichomonas vaginalis G3, 219 nucleotides long. RefSeq lists its product as uncharacterized. Lineage: Eukaryota; Parabasalia; Trichomonadida; Trichomonadidae. The transcript has a single exon. The record is from RefSeq and is a predicted model, not a curated record. Bases 1 to 219 code for a protein of 72 amino acids.